Brassica oleracea var. oleracea is the source of this 1455-nucleotide messenger RNA. RefSeq names its product probable mitochondrial chaperone BCS1-B. NCBI's taxonomy places the organism in Eukaryota, Viridiplantae, Streptophyta, Magnoliopsida, Brassicales, Brassicaceae. Gene Ontology annotation, molecular function: ATP binding; ATP hydrolysis activity. The record is from RefSeq and is a predicted model, not a curated record. The transcript has a single exon. Bases 31 to 1431 code for a protein of 466 amino acids.
ACAAAAAAGAAAGACAUCUUUGGUAUAACGAUGAUGAUGAUGGGCGAUACAUUUGGAACUAUAGGCUCAAGCAUGGCAAGUUUGUUCUUUAUUUGGGCAACAGUUCAACAAAUCUUCCCUAACCAUUUGAAGAUUGCCAUCAAAGAGUUUCUUUUGUCUUCAUUCCAACAACUAUGUUUCGCUCAAAGAGUUUCAGAUUACUUCACCAACCUCUUCUCUCCUUAUGUCGAUAUCAACUUCCCCGAGAGCGAUGAGUACCGUCUCAACCACGCUUUCUCAGCCAUCGAGACCUACCUUGAGUCGAAAGCAACCGAUAAAUCAAAGCACCUCAAAGGAAGCCAGGUGAAGGAGAACAAAGAGUUGGUCUUAAAACGAGACGAGGUGAAAAUCAGAGAUGAAUACAAAGGAGCUAAUGUUUGGUGGGAGAUUGUGACUGCUUCCGACGAAGAAAGAUCUUACAAGCUCACAUUUCACCACCGUGCAAGGACUCUUAUAACUGAUUCAUACGUACCAUAUGUGGUUGAAGAAGGAAAGUUAAUUAAAGCCAAGAAACAGCAGACGAGGCUGUUCACUAAUAACCCGAGUUCUCAGUGGAUUCUUAGCCACAACAUGUGGAGAUCUAUUGAGUUUGAGCAUCCAGCGAGUUUUGAGACACUAGCCAUGGAUCAAGAGAAGAAAGAAGAGAUCAUGAGUGACCUCACCGCUUUUACCAAUGGGAAAGAUUAUUACAAGAAGAUUGGUAAAGCUUGGAAGCGAGGCUACUUGUUAUACGGACCACCAGGAACAGGUAAGUCCACCAUGAUUUCCGCCAUGGCAAAUUUUUUGAACUAUAACAUCUAUGAUCUUGAACUCACGGCUAUAAAGAACAACUCGGAGUUGAGGAAACUUCUUACAUCGACAUCUAGCAAGUCCAUUGUUGUGAUUGAGGACAUAGACUGCUCUGUAGAUCUUACCGCUAAUAGAACCAAGAAAGAGAGAAACUCAAUAGAACAGGAUAAAGAUGAAAGCUCGGUUACACUCUCUGGACUUUUAAACUUCAUUGAUGGUAUUUGGUCAGCUUGUGGGCAAGAAAGGAUUGUUGUGUUCACAACAAACCACUUGGAAAAACUUGACCCAGCUUUGAUUAGGAGAGGAAGAAUGGAUAUGCACAUUGAGUUGUCUUAUUGCACUUAUGAAGCUUUCAAGAUUCUUGCCAAGAACUACCUGGAUCUUGAUGAUCAUCCUUUGUUCAAGAAUAUCAAGUCUUUGUUGAAGGAGACAGAGAUUUCUCCAGCUGAUGCUGCAGAGAACUUAAUGACCAGAAACCAUAUAAUAGACGUUGAUGGAUCCUUGAAUAAUCUGAUCAAAGCUUUGGAGGAAAAGAAGAACAGCCAGAGGAGUCAACAUGAUGAAGACAAGAAGAAAAGCAACAAGUUCAGAUUAUUUGGUUGAUCUCGUGUUUGAUGAGCUUAAUAU